Messenger RNA from Brachypodium distachyon (stiff brome), 1295 nucleotides. Its product is annotated as peroxidase 72. The coding region runs from base 141 to 1154 and encodes 337 amino acids. NCBI's taxonomy places the organism in Eukaryota, Viridiplantae, Streptophyta, Magnoliopsida, Poales, Poaceae. The transcript has 3 exons. Gene Ontology annotation, biological process: response to oxidative stress; hydrogen peroxide catabolic process. The record is from RefSeq and is a predicted model, not a curated record. Gene Ontology annotation, molecular function: heme binding; peroxidase activity.
CUCCCAUGCCCGCUUCUCAUCUCAUCCCCACAUAAACAAGAGAAAUACAGAUCCAUCUCUUCUCUGAUCACACCCAGCAUCAUAAGUACUGCAGGGGGACAGUGUAGCUUUUCUUUCCUAGCUACUAGCUAGCUCGAUCCAUGGCGGCUUCCAUGGGUUGCCUCCUGGUGCUCUGCCUUGUUUCUCCUUUGCUCCUCGCCGGCGCCGCCCACGGCAACCCGUGGUACGGCGGCGGCGGCCUGUUCCCGCAGUUCUACGACCACUCGUGCCCCAAGGCCAAGGAGAUCGUGCAAUCCAUCGUGGCGCAGGCCGUCGCGCAGGAGACCAGGAUGGCCGCGUCCUUGGUCAGACUGCAUUUCCAUGACUGCUUCGUCAAGGGUUGUGACGCGUCCGUGCUGCUGGACAACAGCAGCAGCAUAGUGAGCGAGAAGGGGUCCAACCCAAACCGCAACUCUCUGAGGGGAUUCGAGGUCGUGGACCAGAUCAAGGCCACCCUCGAGGCCGCCUGCCCCGGCACCGUCUCCUGCGCCGACAUCCUCGCCCUCGCUGCCCGCGACUCCACCAUCCUCGUUGGUGGCCCGUUCUGGGACGUGCCGCUGGGCCGGAGGGACUCUCUGGGCGCCAGCAUCCAGGGCUCCAACAACGGCAUCCCGGCGCCCAACAACACACUCCCCACAAUCAUCACCAAGUUCAAGCGCCUGGGGCUCCAUGUCGUGGACGUCGUGGCACUCUCAGGCGCGCACACCAUCGGCCUGUCCCGGUGCACCAGCUUCAGGCAGAGGCUGUACAACCAGUCCGGCAACGGCAUGGCCGACAACACCCUGGACGUCUCCUACGCGGCACAGCUGAGGCAAGGGUGCCCUCGCUCAGGCGGCGACAACAACCUCUUCCCGCUGGACGUCGUCACCCCGGCAAAGUUCGACAACCUCUACUUCAAGAACAUUUUGGCCGGCAAGGGGCUUCUCAGCUCAGACGAAGUCCUGCUCACCAAGAGCGCCGAGACGGCGGCGCUGGUGAAGGCGUACGCGGAUGAUGUGGGUCUCUUCUUCCAGCACUUUGCGCAGUCGAUGGUGAACAUGGGCAACAUCAUGCCACUGACAGGGUCGCAAGGGGAGGUCAGGAAGAACUGCAGGAGGCUCAACAACUAUCACUGAGCAGCCCGUUACUGAAAAGCUCCAUGCUUUAAUUUGUGUGCUGAAUUGUACUGCGUGGAGUUGGUGGCUUCUUUAUUUUAUUUUGGAAUAAACAAUGUGUGUGCUUGUGUUAUUUAUUCAUAUUGGUUCAGUGAGCUCCAA